CUUUGAAUUUGGAAAUGGUCUUUGCUGGGCCAUGGCAUCACUACCCCAAAUGUGUAGCACAUUAGGAUCUUUCAUGAGCUGCAACAAGAUUAUCCACACACCACCAUGCAUUACCCAAUUACACAACAACAAAACUACUCAUUUCAGAAACUUAGUUUGCAAAGAAACAUGCUUUCCAUCAUCAUUAGUAGCUCAGAAGAAGGGCAUAAAUUUAUGGAAGCAAUGCCAAAAUGAAAAAUGGAAAACACGGGUUGGGGAAACUCCUGAGUUCGCUGUACAUGUCCAACAUUUCUACGAAGCCUUCAAUGAAAGAGACAUUCAAAAAUUGAAGCAAUUAGUCUCCGAUGAAUGUGUGUACCAGGACCUCCUCUUCUACACUCCCUUCAAAGCCCAGGAUGUCAUAAACUUAUGGCAGAAAUUGAUGGAAGCAAUGGGUCCAAAUAUUAAAAUUGCAGUAGAUAGCGUUACUGAGGACAAUCUCAUGGUUACUGUGUUUUGGCACUUGGGUACGUCACUCAAUUAUUAUUUAUUUAGUUUUUGGUCAACUUCACUCACUUCAUCAUUGUGGUAUAAAAACUAG
This is a messenger RNA of Cajanus cajan (pigeon pea), 580 nucleotides long. Lineage: Eukaryota; Viridiplantae; Streptophyta; Magnoliopsida; Fabales; Fabaceae. The record is from RefSeq and is a predicted model, not a curated record.